CCUUCACUCCUCCAGCUCCUAAUGUUUUUCUUAACGUGGGGUUCUCAAUGUUAGAAUAAACACUAUACGCUGCCCUUUUAGUUUCGGCACUAUUUUGUCACUCGUGGAUACCCUUCUCAUUUAUGUUUCUUUACAUGGGCCAUUCGAAUGGGCGGAUUUAUACCUCCGAUCGUUGACCAAAUCCUAGAAUUGCCACGGUAGCACAAACCGGGUUCCUAUACACGGUACACCUCAUUGAGACAUUGGGGGAGAUAAAAAUUCGCGGCUUGGAGACACCAGGCUGGUUCAGCCAUGCUCGCGUUCCCCUUUCUUCUGGGGUUUUCCGUACUCGUGCUCCUCCCCGUCGUGCUGUGCGCGGAGGACUACUACAGAAUUUUGGGACUGGACAGGUCCGCGUCUGAUCGUGACAUAAAAAAAGCUUAUCGGACGCUAAGUAAAAAGUUCCAUCCUGACAAAAAUCCCGGAAACGAUUCGGCGCAUCAGAAAUUUGUCGAUAUUGCCGAGGCAUACGAUGUCCUAUCCACUCCCUCGACAAGGAAAAUUUACGACCAGUAUGGACAUGAAGGGCUAGAGCAGCAUAAGCAAGGCGGAGGACGAACACAUGACCCAUUCGAUAUUUUCUCGCGCUUCUUCGGAGGAGGUGGACAUUUUGGCCAUUCCCCCGGCCAACGCCAUGGGCCUGCUAUGGAAGUUCGCCUCUCAGUGCCUCUCAGGGAUUUCUAUAACGGCAGAGAGGCGACUUUUGAAGUGGAAAAACAACAGAUCUGCGAAGCUUGCGAGGGGACUGGGUCUGCUGAUGGGGAGGUCGAGACUUGCCAUCAGUGUGGAGGUAGGGGAGCGGUGAUUAAAAAGCAUAUGCUGGCCCCGGGGAUUUUCCAGCAGGUUCAAAUGCAUUGCGAUAAGUGUGGCGGACAAGGGAAGACAAUACGGCGUCCCUGUCCCGUAUGCCAUGGUCAGCGCGUUGUGAAGAAAGCCGUCCCAAUAUCAGUGACGAUAGAGAGGGGGAUGCCCAAAGGAACCAAGAUAACGUUUGAAAACGAGGCAGACGAAAGCCCCGACUGGAUAGCCGGCGAUCUGGUUAUUAAUCUUGAGGAGAGGGAACCAGCGAUUUCCGAAGCCGAGAACGACCGAACUGAUGGUACGUUCUUCCGACGGAAGGAUAACGACUUGUUUUGGAGAGAAGUUCUCAGUCUCCGAGAAGCAUGGAUGGGAGACUGGACGCGCAACAUCACACACCUGGACGGCCAUGUCGUCCAGUUGCGUCGGAAACGGGGUGAGGUAGUUCAACCCCUCUCCGUCGAAACUAUAAAAGGUGAAGGCAUGCCCAUCUGGCACGAUGGUCAUAUGAAUGCUCAUGACCACGGCGAAGAGUAUGGUAAUCUCUACGUCGAAUACACUGUCGUCCUCCCAGACCAAAUGGAGAAAGGGAUGGAAAAGGACUUCUUCGCGCUAUUCGAAAAAUGGCGCAAGAAGAACGGCGUGAAUCUUGAUAAAGACAGCGGCAAGCCCACCCGCGCCCAUCUUAAGGAUGAAUUGUAACAUAGUUAGAUGCAUAAAAGAUUCAGCAUUUGUUUAUCUUUUUAAUUCCCCCUCUGGUUAUAUCCAUAUUUGCCUUUUCUCGCUCCGGAGUGGUCUAAUUUCAUUUUCAUUUUCAUUUUUUUUUUUUUUUUUUCAUUCUGUUCUUUUUGUAUGCGUCUUGUUUGAAUUUCUUUUACUGUGCUGGCAUCUGUUACGUUCACGGGCUAAACAAAGUUAUAGAGAUAUUAGUAACAACCAUCAUGAAUUUUUUGAGUGGAUUUGACAUGGAAACAUUUGCAAUCAUACGUUCCUCGAGCAGGCUUCAGAAAACAUACCCUUGUUGUCCUUCUGCAUCCGAAAUAUUGUGAAUGUAAUUAUUAAGGUCGAGAAUUCAAAUCCCCUUCAAAAUUGGAGAUGAGUUCACGAUC
Messenger RNA from Histoplasma capsulatum G186AR, 1946 nucleotides. RefSeq lists its product as uncharacterized. Gene Ontology annotation, cellular component: cytoplasm. The transcript has 2 exons. Bases 292 to 1539 code for a protein of 415 amino acids. Gene Ontology annotation, biological process: protein refolding. NCBI's taxonomy places the organism in Eukaryota, Fungi, Ascomycota, Eurotiomycetes, Onygenales, Ajellomycetaceae. The record is from RefSeq and is a predicted model, not a curated record. Gene Ontology annotation, molecular function: Hsp70 protein binding.